This is a messenger RNA of Xenopus tropicalis (tropical clawed frog), 1902 nucleotides long. RefSeq names its product SLAM family member 8 (gene slamf8). Bases 126 to 1016 code for a protein of 296 amino acids. The record is from RefSeq and is a predicted model, not a curated record. The transcript has 5 exons. Gene Ontology annotation, cellular component: membrane. Lineage: Eukaryota; Metazoa; Chordata; Amphibia; Anura; Pipidae.
AGGGCGGGAGGGUAGGGGGUAUUUCCAUUCACUUCUCUCUGUGCUCUGCUGGGCUGAGGAACUGCCCCGGGGGGCAAGAAGCCAAAACCUACAGCUGCUAUCUACCGGCACUUACACCUAGUAGUAUGGCUUGUGUAUGGUGUGUACUCACUGUGCUGCUACAGGCAGGAAUCCUUGAGGCAGAAAAUAGAAUUUCUCAUGUCCAAGGCAUCAUGGGAAGUAAGAUACAGUUAUCCCCCCAUAUACCUCAUGGAUUUACCACCAGGGAUGUCUUCUGGAGACACCUGUCCCAGACAGAAGAGAUAGUGGCUUCCUAUACCCAAGGGACCACAGAGACAAGAUACCAGUCCAGGUUCUUUGAAAGAGCCCGACUCUUGAACAACUUUACACUGGAGAUCUCUGCCCUGGAGAUGGGGGACAGUGGGCAGUUUGCCAGCCUUCUGGUCGAUACUACAGGACACAUGAGACAGAACCAAGUUCAUCUUACAGUUUAUGAGGCAGUAGCUCAGCCGACAGUCCAGGUUUUUGCAUCCAAUGCUGAAGAAGAGGGGAAGAACUGCACUGUGUUUUUGAGCUGCGUCACCACCAAUGGAAGCAACAUCACAUACACGUGGAGUGCAGACUCAAUGGAGAGUGAUCAUGUGAUUUCAAACGAGUUGGUGUAUGAUGGAGGCCACAUUCUCAAGGUCAUUUUGACUCCGGCAGACCAGGAUAUAUCGUAUACCUGCACGGUCACCAAUCCAGUCAGCCGGCGGAACACAUCAGUUGUACCGUGGAACAGCUGUAAAUUCCACUCAGGAGCAGAUGCCGGGGUGUUUAGCUGCAAAAUGAUCCCCUAUUUAGCUGCAACCCUCAUACUGCUGUUCAUCGCUGUUACUUUCUGGGUUCUCCUCUGCACCAGAACUAAAGGUAAGAGCAGAAGGAAGGAAAAGCAAAAUGUUGAGGGGGUGUCAUUACAACACGCGUCGGAUGGGACUAAUCAGGAUCCAGUAGAGGACGGGCCACAAAAUGUAUAAAUGUCAAGCAGAGACAAUAGAAGGCAAUGUAGAAGAAAGGUUGGAUGGAGCGGGACCCUCACUGUGGAUAAAGAGUAAAAAGGCAGCACUUGGAGGAGAUGCCAAAUGGAGGUCCAUCACAGCCCUGCCCAAUGAUAACACUGGGGAUUACAGUUUAUCAGAGGAACUUGGUAUCAUAACAAGGUUUGGGCCCAACUCAACACUACACUGAGGCAUUAAAUUACAACAUGGUGCGUCAGGAUUCAUAGUGCACAGCUAGACAGGGAAUCGUACUAGAAAUAUUAAUCAAAGACUUGGUCCCAUUGCCAUUUUGGAGUCAGGAAGGAAUUUUUUCCCCUCUGAGGCAAAUUAGAGAGGCUUCAGAUGGGGUUUUUGCCUUCCUCUGGAUCAACUAGCAGUUAGGCAGGUUAUAUAUAGGCAUUAGGGUUGAACGUGAUGGACAUAUGUCUUUUUUCAACCUAACUUACUCUGUUACUAUGUUACUUCUUGUUGAAAAAGAAACACAACACCCAUUCUCCAUCAUUGGAAGCCUCCAGAGAUCCCUGAGCCUAAACAUGUACCUCAUAUUUUUGUGGAGAAGGUUCAAGUAUGGAACUUUUAUCUGGAAGUCAGGAAUUCACUUUGUUGAACAUGGUCAUUUGUCUAAGGAUUCUCUUCUGGAACUAUUAAUGGAUCAGAUACCCUGCAACUACCACUUUAUCACUUUAUUUUGCACUAGAUACUGUCCUAGAAUUUUUUUUACAUUUUUCACACAAAUACUUUCCUAAUAGUUGAUAAACCAAUUUUUAAAAAAAAAAAAAGUGUAUCAGAAACCUUGAAUAUAUUUUAAUGUAUAUAUUGUAUAUUGGAUUCUCUAUUUUGAUAAUAAAAAAUAUUGUUUACUAGA